This is a messenger RNA of Hordeum vulgare subsp. vulgare (domesticated barley), 706 nucleotides long. Its product is annotated as calmodulin-like protein 3. The transcript has a single exon. Lineage: Eukaryota; Viridiplantae; Streptophyta; Magnoliopsida; Poales; Poaceae. Gene Ontology annotation, molecular function: calcium ion binding. The record is from RefSeq and is a predicted model, not a curated record. The coding region runs from base 51 to 611 and encodes 186 amino acids.
GAAACCACAGUCUAUAUCAAGCUACAUAAAUUCCACUCUCUAGUUUUUUCAUGUGGGUGAAGAUGUUGAUGGAUCAAAACAUGCUCAUCGCAUUGGUGUCAUCUCUCCUGAUGUUGAUCUUGGGGCCAUUGAUCAAAGAUAUCAUACUGGUAAGCAAAAAGAUCUGGAGCUUCUUAUGCACACUUACAAAGUACCUUGUGCACAAUGACACCCUCGCCGUAGACUCUGUGGUGCUUGAUGAUAACAUUUCACCGCCGGCACAACUAGCUUGUGGUGGAGGAUUGACCUCUGGUGACAUAGAAAUUGUCACGGCGAGGCUAGGUCUUACCAGGUUUAGUUACCAAGGGUGUGAAGGACUUGGUGUCGUAGAGGAGUUGAUGGACGGUAAGCAAGCGAGCCAGGACGAGCUAGAGGAGGCCUUCUGCAUUUUCGACCGUGAUGAGGACGGGUUCAUAUGCACCGGGGAGUUGUGGAACGUGAUGAGGAGGCUUGGGUGGAAAGAAGGGGCGAUGUAUGAGGACUGUGUGAGGAUGAUCCGUGCCUUCGAUGAGGAUGGAGACGGAAAGAUCAGCUUCCUCGAGUUCAGAAGGAUGAUGGAGAAUGCCGUUUAAGUUGACCAGAAUGUUUUUGCUACUUUGCCUCCGUAGUGUAAAAUAAACGGUUGUAAACUGUCCUAUGAACAAUUUAUGUCGGUAUGCUAAUUUAA